AUGUCAACAGAACAACAUUCCGAACCUGAUUCUGCCCCUAUCAAGCUUCUUUCUCUCGAUGGAGGAGGAAUCCGGGGCCUAUCAUCCCUCAUCAUCCUGAAGUACCUAAUGAAACGAGUCAGGCCGGACAACCCCCCCAAACCAUGCGAAUAUUUCGACCUGAUUGGAGGGACAAGCACUGGCGGACUUAUCGCUAUCAUGCUUGGUCGGCUCCGCAUGGAUGUAGACACCUGCAUUGAAAAGUAUGGCGAGCUUUCUUCGCGUGUGUUCCAACCGAAGCGGGCAGGAGUAAACCUCCUGGGCAAAUUGAAAGAUUUCGCCAAGGCGGAGGGGAAGUAUCGCUCUGGCCGUCUUGAGCAGGAGAUCAAGAAUAUGGUAGAGGAGGUUGAGGGCGAUGCGCAGUCGAGGCUCCUUCAGAUCGGCCCAGACCCCGAAUGCAGAGUUUUUGUAUGUGCCUUCACGAAUGAUCUCAACGUCCCUGUCCGACUCCGGUCCUAUUCUACGGCAGACUCUGUCGAUUCUCUUUCUGGAUCACGCUGCGCCAUCUGGGAGGCCGCACGAGCCACAUCCGCCGCAGCCACAUUCUUCGAUCGGAUCCAGGUCGGACGUCAAUAUUACGUUGAUGGGGCCACAGGCUACAACAACCCAGUAGAAGUAGUUCUCGAAGAAGCCAAGUCUAUAUGGCCAGACGCACUGGCGAGAAUCCAAUGCCUCGUAAGCAUCGGGACGGGGGUUCCAGACCCAAGGGACUUUGGCGACAACCUCAAGGGCGUAUUCGAAACAGUGAAAGAGAUCGCGACAGAAACAGAGAUAACACAGAAGAGAUUCUUGAAAAACCACGUUCAUUUAGGCGUCAAGGGUCGUUACUUCCGGCUCAACGUCAAUGAGGGCCGCCUUACGGGAGUUGGGUUGGACGAGCAUAAGAAGCAGGGUAGAAUAGAGAUUGCGAGCGAAGAUUAUCUCGAGGAUCCUCAAACCAGAACACUGGUCGAUGAAUUUCUUGCAGUUCGUGCACCGCUGGCACACAGAACAAGUGAGACCCCAGUCAAUCAAAUUUCGUUGGUGCCAUAUCUCGAAAACACCAAGUUCUCUGGCCGCGGAGACAUCAUUCUUGCAAUGAAGCAGUUUUUCACGGCUAAAUCUGGAAUCCAUAGUGGUCAGAAACGACUCAUCCUGCAGGGCUUUCCCGGCAUCGGGAAGACUUCACUUGCUCUUCAUUACUCGUUUGAACAUGGCAACGCGUAUGAUGGGAUAUUUUGGAUCAACGCUCAUGUUACUGACACGCCUGCAGACUCAGGUCACCAUAAAACCGCUCGAGAAGCCAUUCACCAAGAGCUCCUAAGGAUUGAUGAGGAGAUCAGCAAGAGCACAAAUAUGCCUCUGGCCAAAUGGUGUUUGACAAAGAGAUGGCUCCUCAUCAUAGACAAUCUUGAAGAUUCUACUGCCUUUCAAGCACAAGCAGCAAUCCCGCGAGGGGUGGGAGGGAAUGUCAUCAUUACGAGCCGUCGCACAGAUUUGAAUCAAGUCGGAACCGUUAUGAUAAUUCCACCUCUGAAAGAAAAGGAAGCCGCCAAACUACUCCUUCUCUAUAGCGAGAAUCGAGAACCAGAAAAAGAGGACCAAGGCAACUCUCUCGAAAUUGUCGAAAAGCUCGGCCAUGUCCCCCUUGCUAUUCGACAAUUUGGAUGCCUUGUGAGUGAACAAAGGGAAAGUCUGUCAUCGUACAUGGGCGAGUUUGAUCAUCUGAUGAAAGAAUUGGCAUCGUCCGGUCGAGAAUUCUCUGGCCAAACAUUUGAACUUAACGAUUCAAGGCCCUUGCUGGCAAGCUUUGAGCUCUCUCUCGGGUACCUGUCGAAAGCUUCAAAACACGCGGCUGCUUUGCUCCAGCUGAUGGCAAACUUUGAGGCCACCGACAUCUCGCAAUCAAUGCUGCACAGGAGCUUGCAGAAACAGAAGAGAUGGGAUGAAAAUGGGAAUAUCAGUACUUGCUUCGUCAAAAGUAUGAGUGGAUGGCUCAAGGAUCUCUCAGAGAGUAGCGGCAGAGGUCUAGAAGACGCUCUAGAAUCACUUGUCAAGUUUUCAUUGCUGUUUCGGAAGAAGCGAAAGGGUCAUUUCUUUCUCCAUCCCCUCACCCACUUCUGGUUGCGUUGGAAGCAAGAUACAAGAACCGCAGACUCCGUUCCUGAUUCUUUCAAAGACUCUCUGUCCUUGUUGCUAAACGGCUUCCCUCAUCCUGACUUCUCUAGUGUGUAUGGUCUGUCCGCUCAGCAACUUGACCUCCGUGCAUUGUUUGUGCCGCAUGUUGAAAGCCUAUUGAGACAGUAUCAGCAACUUAAGAGUCGCAUCAUGAAGGACGAGGCCUUGUUAUUACAACUAUCAGAUCUGUUUCUCCAGGCAUCCAACACCCCAACCACGUUGCGGCCGGUGCAGCAACAGGUGAAACAUAUUCUCGCUGGCAUUGGCGUGCCCUCGCCCGGAGGCUUCCCAAUGGAUUCCUCCAAACAAGACGCACCAUUCCUGCCAGCAUUGAAGGAAAUCAUGAUACGACUUGACUACCCUGCGACGCUGUUUCUGUGGGCAGUUUAUGUGUUUUUCGACUAUGAGUGUCAGCAAUGGCAGGACUCGAAUCCAGGAAGUGUAUACCGAGUCGAACAUAUUCAAUUCGGCGGCAAACCUCUUGCCGAAGUCAGGGCCCGCAUCAUAGGUCAAGAUCCAACUGAGCCAGCUUGGAUUCACAAUGGGAUCUUUCUUGUGACUGACAGCAUCGGCAUUGACUUGGAUUCUAUGCGCGACAUCGCUGCGAUUAUGCCACUGAAGGCAGGCCCCGAGAAGGAAGACCGCACGGCACCUGCUACCCAAAGUUUACAGAGCGGAAUCUUUGGCCUCAUAGCGUUCAAAUACUUUCGGCAAGUCGUGUUUUCUGUCCUGACCGUAAAGCAGGAACCAGGCACAAGACGGCUCCAGAUCGACAUUGCCAGUCGCAUGGCUCUUCCUAGCUACAUAGCCUUGAGUUGGAUUCUCUGUUUCCAUUUAAACCCUCCGUUGGGUAGCAAUGACUUGCCCACGAUGGACAAAGCUACCGAAACACUUGAUGCCAACCUGCCAUUGAGUUGCAAGACCUUUUGCGAUCUUACCAGGUUCGCCGAAGCUCAGAUGCUGCUUUCAGCUUUCGAGAGCAGGGGGUACAGCACCGAUAUCUUGGAUCCCCUCCAGCUGUGGGCGAACAGUCUAGGCGGCAGAGCUGCAGAGAGGGUCGCCUGGAUCUGCAAGACGAUGGGCCCCGAAUCUGUGGUGGGUGCUGAAAGUCUAAUGAUGCUCAUUUCCUGUGAUGAGGAACCAAUGCCUCAAGAUCUUGUUCAGAAGGUGCUCAACAGUCCCAUCACGAAGGAUAACUUUGCCUUUAAAAUUGGAUUGAUCGGCCAUUGGCACAGGCGCCUGGCAGCAUCCGGCUCUACAGAAAAGGCGAUGGAGUUGGUUCUUACCUGGAUUAAGCACUUUUCAAUCUGUGAAAAGAAUAUCAGAGACACCUGGCACUUUUAUAAUGACCCUGUGUUGGACUUGUAUGAAUUUGCUAUCCAGCUGAAUGAGACGCAACCUCAACUUCAAGAAGAGACAGCAGUCUACAGGAAUCAAUAUUUAAAAUACUCUUGGGAGCAUUACGGCCAAUUUCACCAAUGCCUGGCCCUUGGCUGUGGGGUAGGAAUCUUCGGAAUGGGCUUCGGAAGGUUAAAGGUAGGUAUGAACGGACUGCCGGGCAAGCCGGGAUCGAAGGCGAAUCAAGACGACCCCUGGGUCCAACUUUUCCUUUUUCUCCAAAGAAGGUUCUUGCCUGCGGCUCGGGAAAACGCACAGGCGCAAGAGACUGAAACAGGCGCGAGAAAUCGAGCCUUCCUGGAGCCAUUAUUUAGUGACCCUGUUCUAGCAGACAAGGGGAUUGAUGCCAUUCUGUUGGAGGAGGACAGAGCGAAAGAACACGCAUUAAGACAAGCAGGACUUUUUGCCUUUUUGGAAGAAGUUUCGGGCCACAAACCAAACGAACCCGUCAUUCAUAGAGGCAGAACUCAAUGGGGACCCGCCGAGCCCAAUCUUUUACUUUUUCCGCUCGAUAAGGAGAAAAUUGAGGCCGAGCGUCAAUUUGUCAAAGGCAUGACACGAGAAGCCCUAAAAGAGUUCUGUGAGGCUGUGAACAAUGCAGAGGGAAUGUUUCCACCAGGUUGGGAGCAACGGGAGACAAAGGACGCCCGUCCAUACUUUGUUGAUCACAACACAAAAACCACAACAUGGGACGAUCCUCGAGAGAAGGCCUAUGCUGGGCUAAGGCUUACUGUGCAGGACUUGAAGAAGUAUAUCUGUUAUAUUUUCUAA
This is a messenger RNA of Fusarium odoratissimum NRRL 54006, 4365 nucleotides long. RefSeq lists its product as uncharacterized. The record is from RefSeq and is a predicted model, not a curated record. Gene Ontology annotation, cellular component: membrane. Bases 1 to 4365 code for a protein of 1454 amino acids. Gene Ontology annotation, biological process: arachidonate metabolic process. The transcript has 7 exons. NCBI's taxonomy places the organism in Eukaryota, Fungi, Ascomycota, Sordariomycetes, Hypocreales, Nectriaceae. Gene Ontology annotation, molecular function: protein binding; ADP binding.